UCAAAGUCCAGCCUGGGGAUGAGCAGUCCGAGCCCUUCCUCUGACCUGCGUCCACAGGGAUUUGCUUCCUGACUAGGAGAGAUGACUCUGGCCUGGAGACUUGUGACAAGAACUUUGCACCUGGAGACUUCCUCACCCAGGACUCCCAGGACAUGGCCUUCCCUGAGCCUGAGCUUAGGUGCAUUGUGGGGGUCUGUGACCAAGGUCAGUCUUCAUACAAAGCCCAGAAUGCCUCCAUGUGACUUCGCACCUGAAAGAUACCAGUCCCUUCCCUACGACCGGGUCCUGGAGAUCCACAGACAGCACCUUUCUCCUGUGCCGACCGCCUACUUUUCGGAGCCUUUGCUGCUCCACCAGGGGCACGGGCAGUGGCUCUUCGAUCAUCAGGGAAACAGAUACCUGGAUUUCUUCUCCGGGAUUGUCACCGUCAGUGUUGGUCACUGCCACCCGAAGGUAAGCGCAGCGGCACAAAAGCAGCUUGGCCGCCUGUGGCACACAAGCGCCCUCUUCUUCCAUCCACUAAACCAUGAAUAUGCAGAGAAGCUUUCAGCACUUCUUCCCGAACCUCUAAAGGUCAUUUUCUUGGUGAACAGUGGCUCCGAGGCCAACGACCUGGCCAUGCUGAUGGCCAGAGCACACUCCAAGAACACAGACAUCAUCUCUUUCAGAGGAGCUUACCACGGAUGUAGUCCUUACACCCUUGGCUUGUCAAACGUAGGGCAGUUCAAGAUGAUUCUCCCCAGUGGGUCGGGCUGCCAAUCAACCAUGUGCCCAGAUGUUUUCCGGGGCCCUUGGGGAGGAAGCCACUGUCGGGAUUCUCCAGUGCAAACGAUAAGGAAAUGCAGCUGUGCCCCAGACUACUGCCAAGCUAAAGACCAGUAUAUUGAACAGUUCAAAGAUACUCUGAACACAUGUGUGGCCAAAUCAAUUGCUGGAUUUUUUGCAGAGCCAAUUCAAGGGGUGAACGGGGUCAUCCAGUACCCAAAGGGGUUUCUGAAGGAAGCCUUUGAGCUGGUGAGAGAGCAAGGAGGCGUGUGCAUUGCGGACGAAGUGCAGACAGGAUUUGGAAGGUUGGGCUCUCACUUCUGGGGCUUCCAAACCCACGAUGUCCUGCCGGACAUUGUCACCAUGGCCAAAGGGAUUGGGAACGGCUUUCCCAUGGCAGCAGUCGUGACAACUCCAGAGAUUGCCAAGUCUUUGGCCACCUGUGUUUUGCACUUCAACACCUUCGGAGGGAACCCCGUGGGCUGUGCCAUUGGAUCAGCCGUGCUCGAGGUGAUUAAAGAAGAAAAUCUACAGGAAAACAGUCAAGAAGUUGGCACCUACAUGUUACUGAAGUUUGCUAAGCUGCGGGAUGAAUUUGAAAUUAUCGGAGAUGUCCGCGGCAAAGGCCUUCUGAUAGGCAUAGAGAUGGUGAAGGAUAAGACGAGCCGCCAGCCUCUUCCCCGUGAAGAAGUCAGUCAAAUCCAGGAGGACUGCAAACGCAUGGGUCUUAUCAUUGGCAGAGGAGGCCUUUUUUCUCAGACGUUCCGCAUCGCGCCCUCCAUGUGCGUCGCCAAACCAGAAGUUGACUUCGCAGUGGAAGUAUUUCGCUGUGCGGUAAUCCAACACAUGGAGAGAAAAGCUCGGUAAAAUUCAACAUAUAAAAACCCACAAGCCUCGGGAACCUCCCACUUACGUUCAAGAGCUAACGUGAGGAACCUCAGAACCCCUGGUGUAAGUUGUAAAAGAUGACUGCCUGCCAGCCCUGUUUGUUAACAGAGUCCCAUUAUGCUGGUAAACCCUGCAGGAAAGGGUCUGUCUCGCUAGCUCAGAGAAUAAAUCCUAACCAGUCUAGGUUAGUCAUGGUAGUUUGUUUCCCCCUUGCAAUGACUGGUUUCUGCACGAUCCGUGACAUACUUUGGAACAGUGAAUCCUGAAGGGAAAUGCUGGUGCGGGUGCCAUUAGGGAAAGGUUUCUUUCUGCAUGCUUCAUUCUUCAUCUCCAGAAGAGAUGUCUUCUUGUCCUGAAGCAUCGUAUGUCCUGAUGGGACCUGCUCAAACCACGUCAGCCACUUUGGGGCCAUGAGACCAAAGCUAUGUGUGGGCAUCAGAAGGUGUUAGAAAGAUGAGUUUUUAGUGAGGUCAGUGAGCCACUGACAACCAGUCUGGAGCAGCCUUACCUUGUGGCUUCUUGUGAUGGGAGGUAAUAAAUUCAUUGCAUUGAACAAGACUUUUUUAUUUAAGUUUU
This is a messenger RNA of Artibeus jamaicensis (Jamaican fruit-eating bat), 2229 nucleotides long. It is a transcript of the gene AGXT2, whose product is annotated as alanine--glyoxylate aminotransferase 2. Bases 82 to 1632 code for a protein of 516 amino acids. Lineage: Eukaryota; Metazoa; Chordata; Mammalia; Chiroptera; Phyllostomidae. The transcript has 14 exons. The record is from RefSeq and is a predicted model, not a curated record. Gene Ontology annotation, cellular component: mitochondrion. Gene Ontology annotation, molecular function: L-alanine:glyoxylate transaminase activity; pyridoxal phosphate binding. Gene Ontology annotation, biological process: glyoxylate catabolic process.